GGGGGGGGGGGGGGCACUGUUAGCGCAUCGGCUGCCUGCGAUUCCCCGUUCCUGCUGAUGUGACAAAACUGCAACCGGGCAAUCAGUCCAUUUCAUCUUCUCUCGUGCUCCGUACUCCACGGACUCUAGGCGGACGACGUGGACGACGUGGUGCUUGCCACGGAGCCGCGGCAGCCCUUCCCCGCUAGAGCUCCAGGGCGACCGGCUGUGUUGGUGCGUCGAGCGUGACGUAGAAGCAGGCCCGGGAGACUGCUGCAGAAUCAACCUGCCCCAACAGUGGAGGAGAGAGGGGGACUCCAGCGGUGUGAGCGUCAACGAACAACCCCUGCGAUCAUGUCGGUCUCCGGGAAGGCCGCGGUGCUGCUGCUGCUGGUGGUGGCCGCUGCCGUCCACGUCCACGGCCAGCAGGGUGGCGGCCAGCGCGGCAAGACGGUCAAGAAGCAGCUCAAGAUGGAGCCCGAGCCCGACGAGCCGGAGGUGCAGCUGUCGCUGGGCUGGCUGAACGGCCGCUGGGUGCAGACCCAGAGCGGCAAGAGGGUGGCCGCCUUCACCGCCGUGCCCUUCGCCCAGCCGCCCGUCGGCGAGCUCCGGUUCAAGGCCCCUGUCGCCGUGGAGCCUUGGGACGGCGCGCGGGAGUCGCCGCCGCUGCAGCAGGUGCCGGUGUGCAUGCAGCACGAGGACACCGUCACCACGCAGGGGCUGCCGCGCUCCGAGGACUGCCUCUACCUCAACGUCUUCACGCCCAGCCCCGUCAACGGCAGCAACCUGCCCGUGCUCGUGUGGCUGUACGGCGGGGGCUUCGUGGAGGGCGGCGCGUCUGUGUACGGCCCCGAGUACCUGCUGGACGGCGGCGGCGCCCGGGACUUGGUGCUCGUCACGCUCAACUACCGCGUGGGCGCGCUCGGCUUCCUGAGCACGGGGGACGCGGCCAGCACCGGCAACUGGGGGCUCAAGGACCAGCAGCUGGCGCUGCGCUGGGUCCGGCAACACAUCGCUGCCUUCGGCGGCGACCCCGAGCGCGUCACCCUCAUCGGCCAUUCCGCGGGCGCCGUGAGCACGCACCUGCACCUCAUGGCGUUCUCCAACAGGGGUCUGUUCCAGCGCGCGGUGUCCCUUGCCGGCAGCGCGCUCACCCUGGGACUUCCCCAGACGGCGGGCACGGCGCGGCGCCACGCAGAGAAGCUGGCCACGCUGGUGGGCUGCCCGACGACGGCCUCCGCCGAGAUGGUGGCCUGCCUGCGCGGCAAGUCCGCCGCGGAGCUGGUGGCCCACGAGGCCGACCUCAAGAACGACGGGCUGUGCCCCAUCGUCACCUGGGGCCCUGUCGUCGAGGACUUCGCCGACGCGUCGGACCCGCUGAACCCGCCCUUCCUGGAGCAGCACCCCGUCGACGUGAUGGCCAGCGGCCUGUCCCUGGACGUGCCCUGGGUGGCGGGGCUCAACCUCAACGACGGUGGAUUCUGGGCCGCUGCGAUCAAAGCAUCCAAACAGUUGGAGGCGUUCGACGCCAACCUGGACACUCUGGCACCCGUGUGCUUCGGCUUCAACGAGACGGCCAGCCCGGAGGACCUGCCCGAAGUCAUGCAGGAGAUCCGCGAGUUCUACUUCGGCAGCAACAACAUUUCGCAAGAGAACAUCAACGACCUAGCUAAUCUCUUCACUGACGGCGUCGUGCUCUCGAGCCUGGACGAGGCGAUGCGCCUGCACGCCGCCUACUCCACUGCCCCCGGCUACCUGUACCUGCUGAGCCAUCGCGGCCAGCGCAGCCUCACGGACCUCUACGGUGGGCAGGGUCAGGGCCGCGGCGGCACCAGCGACCUGGGUGUGGUGCACGGCGACGAGCUGCUGCACCUGUUCCCGAUGGCCAGCAUCCUGCCCAAGGGCUCUAGCCAGGACGACCCGGACGACCGCAAGGCCUCAGAGCAGUUCAUCGACCUCCUCGUCAACUUCGCCAGAACCGGGUCCCCGACGCCGCCCGGCGACACGCGGUACCCCUUCCCGUGGAAACCGGCCGAGAACGACGACCUGGAGUUCAUAGAGAUCGGCCAAAAGGGCCGCCUCUUCAAGGGCGCCGGACUCCUCGGGAACCGAGCCCACUUCUGGGCAGCACUACCUCUGUCAGAAAGGAAUGUGAAAAAUAUGCAGGCCUCAAGCUUUUCCAAGGGCCAUGAUGAGUUUUAAUUAUUCAAUAUCAUGACGAUGUAAACUUGUGCCAAGUUUCGACAAAUUUGGGUUGGUAUUUUAUUGAGCCACGUAUUACUCUACUAUCGAUGCCAUUGCACAAUGAGUGACAUUGUGCGUUUUGAAGUUGGCAUGACAUUUACAGACCAUCUGAAACCUGAGUACACCAUGUGAAAUAAAAACUUUAAAACGA
This is a messenger RNA of Thrips palmi, 2374 nucleotides long. Its product is annotated as venom carboxylesterase-6-like. The record is from RefSeq and is a predicted model, not a curated record. Lineage: Eukaryota; Metazoa; Arthropoda; Insecta; Thysanoptera; Thripidae. Bases 334 to 2181 code for a protein of 615 amino acids. The transcript is spliced from 8 exons.